AUGAUUGUGAUGUCUGUGCGAGUGAAUAAGUGGGUGGGUUUGUACUGCCAUCUCGGAGAUGCUUGUUGCUGUGAUUGUUCUCGUCUCAACGAGGACGUUUUACUCAAUGAAGAAGUUCUACUUAAUGAGGACGUUCUACUUGGAGGUCGUGCUGGCCGUGUUGCCGUUGCCGAUGCCACGGGCGGAGGACUAAACGGUCGAGGCGAGCUCGAACGAAUAGGCGACGUAGGCGAUGUAGGCGGUGUGGGCGAUGAGACGAGCACAGCAGGUGACGAAGACCGAGAAAGUGUACGAGCCAUGGAUGCUUUUGUAUGGUUGAUGGUCGUUGGUAUUGGUGGUGCUGUUGGUGUUGUUGAUAUUGCUGUAGUAAUUGGUGCUGAUGAAAUGACACUGGACGUCCUCGGUCCUGACUGUCAGAUACACGUCGCGGUGGUCGUUGGUUUUGUCGGUUCAUAA
This is a messenger RNA of Zychaea mexicana, 456 nucleotides long. RefSeq lists its product as uncharacterized. Lineage: Eukaryota; Fungi; Mucoromycota; Mucoromycetes; Mucorales; Lichtheimiaceae. Bases 1 to 456 code for a protein of 151 amino acids. The transcript is spliced from 3 exons. The record is from RefSeq and is a predicted model, not a curated record.